CCCUCCCAGCAGGUGAUGGGUAAAUCUGGAGGGACGUCCAGAAUGAAAAAGAUCUCUGCUGAUCACUGAACCCCAGCAGGGGCGUGUUGAUCACUCAGCCGGACGGAUUUAGUAGCUGCUGUAGAAUCUGUGUCCCAUACAGGCGCUGCAGACACUGAAGCGUUAGUCUCCUUCACCUUCAGGCAGUUUCUGGAGAUCACAGCUGGGGGGGAAAACAUGGAGAUUACACUCGAAGAUGAAAACAACAACACCUCAGCCAACUUUGAGUUCAAAGGGGCUCACCAGGCGUUCAGGGACCGCUGGAAGGAGACCGAUGACACCAUGUGUCGCCACAGCAUGUCCUUCCACCUGCACCACAAGCUGCAGAGCGACUUCUUCGCCAGCUACCUGUACCUGCUGGAGAAGAUUCCUCUGGUGAAGCUGUUUCCCGUCACCUGUGAGUUCAUCAAGGGAGAGAAGCAGUUCUACUACAGAGCCCAGAAGUUCUACGAAGACGUUCCUGCCUCUGAGGAGGGCAUGAUGGGAGAUUUUCUUGAGAUUUCCAACGUUGAUCUGGAGAGUUCCCGUCAGUUUCUGAAGAGGUUUGUGGGCCCUGGUAAAGCCGGCACAUACCGGGCUUUGGAUUGUGGUUCUGGGAUCGGGCGCGUCUCCAAAGGCGUCCUUCUUCCUGUGUUUGAGAAAGUAGAGAUGGCCGACAUGAUGGAGCACUUCCUGCUCCAUGCACACGAGGAGUAUCUGGGUGAUGACGCCGACCGCAUCGAGACCUACUACUGCUACAACCUGCAGGAGUUCACGCCUCCCAGAAACAAGUAUGACAUCAUCUGGAUGCAGUGGGUGGCGUGCCACCUGACAGACAAAGACCUGCUGAACUUCCUGAUUCGCUGCAAAAAGAGCCUCCGUCCCAACGGCGUCAUCAUCAUAAAGGAUAACAUGGCCCGGCAGGGCUGCAAGCUGGACCCAAUCGACAGCAGCAUCAGCCGCCACCUGGACAUCAUGAAGGUCAUCAUAUCCAAGGCUGGGCUGGAGAUCCUGGCAGUGGAGAGGCAGCAAGGCUUCCCUGAGGUCAUCAUGCCCGUUUGGAUGAUCGCCAUGAAGUAGAACAGUGCAACUCUUUCUGGAAACGGAUUUUAUCUACUCAACACCAAAUAAUGUUGGAACGGGUUUUAGGAUGAAUUAUCCUGCUAAAGCAACAUGAGGUGUAACAGGUUAGCCGUUCAUUAGAUGAGGAGUAGAAACAAACCAUGACAACUUCAGCCACUGAUUCCCAGAGAGGGCAGUCUGAAAACAGAACAGGAGGGAGUACCUCAGCCCUACAGUUUAUUAAAGCUAAAAUCCCCCUUUGGACAAAUUCACAGCUAGGAGUAAAACGUAUCAACCCCUGCUCCCAGAGAUUAACCUGCACCAUCAAGCACUGCUAAUAGUAAAAAAAAUUUCCUAAAUUUAAUGUAUUGAUCUUUAAUUUGAGUAGGUAAAUAAGAUGAUUGCCAAUGAAAUUAGUAUUUUUACUAUUAAAAUUAAUAUACUUGAAAUAUGGCCUACUUGAUAUUUGAAAUAAGACAAUGUAAUUGUUUUUUUUCUUUAAGUAUAAAUUGUCAUGUUCAAUUGGCAAAGUGUGUCAAUUACCUUCUCAAUUCAAGAUUUUAAAAAAAUAAUUAUAUUUUCACAAAUCUUUUGUCAGAUUUCAUUUUUUUUGCAGUAAAUAUGUUUGGAUUUCAGUGAAUCUCAUCCAAGAACACUUAAAAAUGAAUCCUUAAUGUGGUCCAUUGCAAAUGUCUUCCAACUUGGAAAUUCCACUUUUCCAUAACAACCUACUGUAUGGAUCCAACAUGGCUGCUACUAGAGUAACAUAAUAUCUCUUAUAUUUUGAUGUUCUAUAUGCA
This is a messenger RNA of Cyprinodon variegatus (sheepshead minnow), 1880 nucleotides long. It is a transcript of the gene ntmt2, whose product is annotated as methyltransferase like 11B. The transcript has 4 exons. Gene Ontology annotation, cellular component: cytoplasm. NCBI's taxonomy places the organism in Eukaryota, Metazoa, Chordata, Actinopteri, Cyprinodontiformes, Cyprinodontidae. The record is from RefSeq and is a predicted model, not a curated record. Gene Ontology annotation, molecular function: N-terminal protein N-methyltransferase activity. Gene Ontology annotation, biological process: N-terminal protein amino acid methylation. The coding region runs from base 217 to 1098 and encodes 293 amino acids.